AGCAGUAGGCGAUGCCAAUUACUUUUACGAAAAUCAAGUCAAGCCACACAAAUUUCUUAAAUUGACUGCAACUUAUUUCAACUCAGAGAUUCGUGGCGAUACUAUUUACCCUUGCAACAAUAUUUCUUCGACACAUUCCAAAAAAUAUAUGUCUUAGCUUAGUUUUAUGUUUUAAACAAAAACAUGGAAAAACAAAAGAAUCGAUCUUCCUUGACCAAGCCGUUGCGUCCUGUGGUAAUAUCGGCCAAGCGCUUUGAUGACAUCCAGUCGAGAGCAAAGAACGAGAAGAAACUAGCCCAAUUGGCAGCCAUCGAAGAGGAACAUCGUUAUAGACAAUAUCUGAAAGAGGGCAACGAUCAUCUAUGCAGUUUUUUCAAGGAGAAUAUUUUGAAACGUAAAGCCGAUGCAGAGGCAAAAAUACAGUACCAAAUACCCGAGGCAGACCAACAACAGGAGAAUGAGACCAAAUUGCUACAAGAUCAUUUGCGUAGAGAGCGCAUUGUCAGAGCCAAUAAAAUGCUGCAACAACUUAAGCCCGGACCAAGAGCCCUACAUCAGGCAUUACUGGAGAGCGAUUUGAUCCAUCAGAGACAUUAUAACGAGGCUCUUAAUCGUGAGAUUGCUCAAGCAGCCGCCGAUCAACAGAAGCUGGAUGAACAACAAUGUCCCGAGAUAUUGAUACCCUUUACCAAAGCAACUGAGGCCGAGGAGGUGGCACAAGAGAAGGCAAAAGUGCAGACAUUCCGUAAGGAUCUGAUGCGUGAUAUGCAGAAAAGAUGCCGAAAUAAGUAUGAAACUCGCUUGCAAGAGCUUUGCGAAGGUGCAAUGGAAAGAGUACAAUGCCAAGGCAUAAUAAACGAACAGGAAAAGGCCGCAAAGGAAUUGAGGGCACGCCGACAUGAUUUUGGACGCAAUGCCUACAAAGAGGCGCUCAAAGAAAAGGCAGAAAGGGCAGAACAUGAGCGCAUUUGCGAUGCGAUUGAUGAUCGUCGAAAUUGUGUGUAUCUCGUGGCUAGUCGCAAUCUAAGUUCACGCUACAAUACCCAUGUGAAGCAGAUGCGAGCCGAUCAAAUAGCCGCUCGAGAGGCUCGAGCUGUGCGUGUUUGUCAAAUGCAACAAGCCAAAAAACGUCAGACUGAAGAUAGACAACACGUUGAGGAAGAUCGUUAUGAAUUUGAGAUCAAAGUUGAUGAAGAACGUCGCCAAUGUGAGCUAAGAGAAUUGGCCAAUCAGCGCAAAGCCUAUCAACUGGAAGAACAACGAUUGGCCAGAGAGAAACGCCAACGUCGAGAGGAAAUUGAACGUUUUGAGCUUGCGAGACGUUUGAAGAACUCCGAAGCCAAUAGGCACUUCAAAAUACUAGAAGAAUGUAAUCAAGAAAAGAUCAAGAGCGAUUUACGUAAGACUCUCCAAUGUCAGCGAGAUGAGUUCAUGGAGCAACGUCGUCUGGAACUGAUGCGCAUUAGUGCCUGUAACGAUGAUCCCUAUCUGGAGGAUGAUAAGAACUUUUUUGCCCAAGCGGUCGAUGUCAUGGACAAAUCAUGUGAAGUCGGACGUCCUCUCUAUCCCAUAGCCAUGGCUGCAGAUCGUUAUCAACGUGAGAAUAAUCUAGAUCUGCGUCCAGAGGCAAAGGUGGUUAGGCGUAGUAAAUUGCGUGACUAUUGCUGGCCUGGUUUUGUCUCAAAGGCAGAUUUGGCCUAUCGUAAAUACGAGCAGCGCGAAAAGUGCCGAGAGGCCACGGAGCAUGAUCGUGAUCAGAUCUACUUUAACGCAAUUAAGAUACAGAAAAUGGCAUCGGCAGAGAGACCAUAUAAGCCUUGCAUUUCAUCAUGUCCCAUCAAAUGUUUUCGUGAAAAUAACAUGCAACCCAAUAGGAAAGUGGAUAUCGGGAAGUGCGCAGAAAAAGGACCGCCACCUGUGCCGCCAGUUGAUACAUAUCCUCCGGCAAACUUGAGACUCUCCGAUGCAAAAUGUAAAAUGCUAAGCGUGGUCCGUAAAGUUCUCAAUGGAAUGAAAAUUGAUGAAAAGCUGCCUGCACCAGGGCCACCUCAACCACCCAAGGACAAGGAAGAUGUAGUUGUACCUGUCCCAAUUUUAAUUCAGGUCGCAUCGAAUCCUGCGCCCAGUGGGGAACCAGAAGAGGAAGUUACUUCGAAGAAGAAAAGAAAACGCAAGUCAAAACCUGCAGAGACUGUGAAAAGUGGUUUUAGUGGUGGUCCACCGCCUGGCCAAGAUCGGCCUGCCGAUAUUCCUGAUCCCAAAGGAACUUGGGGUAAAGGUCCACUGAAGGCACUGCCCCCUCCAAAGCAGCCUAGCAAACGUCCAAGUGGUUUCACAGGUGGUCCACUUCCCGGACAAACUCGUGCCGCUGAUGUGCCCAAUCCCAAAGGAAAAUGGGGCGAUGGGCCCUUAAAGGCUCAACCCAUUCAACCUCAACAGCCCACCAAGCGUCCAAGUGGAUUUACAGGUGGUCCACUUCCAGGUCAAAAUCGCGCUGCCGGCAUCCCAAAUCCCAAGGGCACUUGGGGCGAUGGACCUUUAAAGGCCCAAACUAUCCAGCCCGCUCAAACUGGACCAGCUCCUGGACAUAACAAUUCUACAGGCAUUCCACAAGCCCGAAUAAUCAUACGCACUGUUUCCAUGUUGCCCCAGUCACAACGUCCUGUGCAGCAAACAAGGCGUUCUCAAGGUUUUACAGGAGGACCGCCUUCUGGACAAAAUGUUCCUGCACCUAUACCAAAUCCAAAAGGAACUUGGGGAACUGGUCCAUUGCAGGAGCAAGCUAAACAAUUCGAAAAGAAACGAUAAGACACCGCUUAAAACGAAAAAAGACCAACCAAUUUCCAAAAUUUACGUUUCAAUUCCUCUAUUUAUAUCGAUGUUUAUCCCUUUUCGUGAGUCAGCAAAUAAAUAAAAUAGAAAAUCAUAAAGAGAA
Messenger RNA from Drosophila willistoni, 2935 nucleotides. RefSeq lists its product as uncharacterized. The transcript has 2 exons. The record is from RefSeq and is a predicted model, not a curated record. NCBI's taxonomy places the organism in Eukaryota, Metazoa, Arthropoda, Insecta, Diptera, Drosophilidae. Bases 184 to 2808 code for a protein of 874 amino acids.